GGAAAGCUUUCUUAAAGGGCUCGCUGUCUCCUCCGAGGGCUGGUCCUUUCAUGAUUUCUCCACCCUCGCCCGCCGCGGGUGGCGCGACCCUGGGCCGUCCUGCUCCGCCAGCUGUCGAGGUGCAGAUUCCCGGUCAGGCCUGGUGGGGUGAGACCUCUCUCAGGUCUCGAAGCCUGUGGCCAUCACAGGGACCGUGCAGUCACCUGGAACGGUGACCGUGAGCACACUGCCUGGCACGUAGUAGGCGGUCAGCUUCCCCUUAUAAAAUGAACUCAUUGCGAGAAUGAAUGAGUGGGACUGACAGACAGGAGAAGGGAAGGUGGGCUCAGCGUGACCGCCCCCUCCCCGGGGGACUCUGCUUCUGUUCCUGUGGAGACGGGGUGCCAGGCGCAGGACGCCCCGAAGGAAGCCCUUCACCGUGGGGCCCUGUAGGGUGGGGAGCGCGGGUAUAGAGGACCCAGGAGGGCGUCUAGGCCGGGCCCCCUAGGCGGGUCAGAGCCGGUUCCGGGCCAGGCGAGACCGCGGCGGCGGCGCCGAGUCAGGGCGAGGAGGCCCAGGGCGCACCGGACGCUUGCGCGCCCGCGUACCCCUUGGGGUGGGGCGGCGGAGGCGCGGCGCCUUUAAGUCCAGGCGCCGGCCCCGCGGCCCCGCCCCCGGAGGACGCCUCGGCGCGCGACCGCCGGAGCCGCCGUUUAAUUGGGGCUGUCAGGCCGCGGCGCGCGCGGAGGGCCGGGCGGGACGGAGGCCGGGAGGCCGGGGCGGAGGGCGCGCAGCGAGGCGGGAGGCGGGCGCCGGGAGACGCGGCUGGGGCCCGCGCGGCCGGGGCGCCGUCCCUGGGCAGGGCUGCCCGGCCCCGGCCCCGGGCCACCCGCGCUCCCCAUGAAAAACCAAGUCCGCGGCACCCCAGCGCGGGCGCACAUGUCGACCUCGGGGACGGCGGCGGCUGGGGGCACCGGGGCGGGGUCGGAGCCCGGCGCGGGAUCCGGGACGGGCGCGGCGACGGGCGCGGGGACCAUGCCGUGCAAGAGCGCCGAGUGGCUCCAGGAGGAGCUGGAGGCGCGCGGCGGCGCGUCCCUGCUGCUGCUCGACUGCCGGCCGCACGAGCUCUUCGAGUCGUCGCACAUCGAGACGGCCAUCAACCUGGCCAUCCCCGGCCUCAUGCUGCGCCGCCUGCGCAAGGGCAACCUGCCCAUCCGCUCCAUCAUCCCGAACCACGCGGACAAGGAGCGCUUCGCCACGCGCUGCAAGGCGGCCACCGUGCUGCUCUACGACGAGGCCACGGCCGAGUGGCAGCCGGAGCCCGGCGCGCCCGCCUCCGUGCUCGGCCUGCUCCUGCAGAAGCUGCGCGACGACGGCUGCCAGGCCUACUACCUCCAAGGUGGUUUCAACAAGUUCCAGACGGAGUACUCGGAGCACUGCGAGACCAACGUGGACAGCUCGUCCUCGCCCAGCAGCUCGCCGCCCACCUCCGUGCUGGGCCUGGGCGGCCUGCGCAUCAGCUCUGACUGCUCCGACGGGGAGUCGGACCGGGAGCUGCCCAGCAGCGCCACCGAGUCGGACGGCAGUCCUGUGCCGUCCAGCCAGCCGGCCUUCCCCGUCCAGAUCCUGCCCUACCUCUACCUCGGCUGCGCCAAGGACUCCACCAACCUGGACGUGCUCGGCAAGUACGGCAUCAAGUACAUCCUCAACGUCACGCCCAACCUGCCCAACGCCUUCGAGCACGGCGGCGAGUUCACCUACAAGCAGAUCCCCAUCUCCGACCACUGGAGCCAGAACCUGUCCCAGUUCUUCCCCGAGGCCAUCAGCUUCAUCGACGAGGCGCGCUCCAAGAAGUGCGGCGUCCUGGUGCACUGCCUGGCGGGCAUCAGCCGGUCGGUGACGGUCACUGUGGCCUACCUGAUGCAGAAGAUGAACCUGUCACUCAACGACGCCUACGACUUCGUCAAGAGGAAAAAGUCCAACAUCUCACCCAACUUCAACUUCAUGGGGCAGCUGCUGGACUUCGAGCGGACGCUGGGGCUGAGCAGCCCGUGCGACAACCACACGCCCAGCGAGCAGCUCUACUUCUCCACGCCCACCAACCACAACCUGUUCCCCCUCAACACCCUGGAGUCCACGUGAGGCCGGGCCCCGUGGGCAGGGUCCCGGCCUCCCCAGGGAGCCCGAGGAACCCGGACAUCGCCUGUGCCCGGAGGCCAGGCCGACGGGUGCUGAGCGCUCACCGUCCGGGGGACGGAGCCCAGCAGCGCUCCCCGCGCAGGACUCGAGGGGCCCUGCCUCAGACUCAGGGCUGCGGAGCGGACGGCCUCGUCCUGUCCUCACCCUGUCCGCAGGACACCUCCUGCGAAUGGCCCAGCCAGGUGGGCGGUUUUUAAAGACACCACGGACUGAGUUCACUUUUUACUUUGGCAGGUAAACCCAAGCCCCGGGGCACCGUGAGGCCACGUCUUCUUGACUUUCCUUUUUUAACAAAAAGUGUUAUUUUCAGGCCACAUGCAGCAGUGGACGUAUAAACCAGUAUUUCAUCCCUUUCUUGGUCCUGCGAGAGAGAGAAGUGUUCUGUUUUGUUUUCCUUUCUAUUUCCAAAUGCCGUUACUGGGUUUUUGUUUGCUUUUUUUUUUAAUGGAAAAGACGAACCCCAUGUUGAUCUUGACCAAAUGCAUUUUGCACAUGUGUGAAGCCUGUUCCUGCAGCGGGCCCUUCUUGAAGGGGGACCCCGCCGCGCCCAUGCCCCCCAACCCGGCCCCGCCCCUGUGGCCCUGCGCUGGUCUGGUGAGGCUGCGGGUGCGAUGGGCUGGGCCAGUGGUCUCUGCAUUCUCUGCCCUCCCUCUCCUCCCUCAGGCGGUCCCGCAGGCUAACCACGACGGGAGCCGGAGGCCGGUGGAGGGGGGGAGGGGGGAUGGGGCCACGGGACACAUGCAGUAGCAUUAGCCCUCUGGGCUCGGCCCCUGGGAGGGCCUGGGCCCGGGCCUUUCUGCAAACCCUCUACUUCUGUCUCUUUGUUUGUUGGUAACAGUGGAGGCCCGGUGGCUGGGGGAAGCUCGGGUGGUGGGGGCCCCGCCCUGCCUCCCAGGUGUCUGUCCGUCACUCUGGCUAUUGCUUUGGGUCCGCUGCCACUCCCAGCCCCUUGGUCCAGUGAGGCCUGCCCAGCGCUCGUCUUGCCCAUGCCUUCUGCAACCGGGAACCUCGUACCCAUCCCAUUUCCGUCCCGGGCAGGCGCAGAGGGGCGAGGGUGGGUGGGCAGUGAAAGGGGUGCAAGGCUCUGUCCUCCGGCCCCACCCCCAGUAUCCACAGAACAAAGCCACGGAUUCCGUUAGCCUCUCCAGUUUUGUUCCUUCUCCAGCCUCAGUUCUACCGGGUGUCGGGACCGGGUGGGGCCAGGGCGGGGAGUGGGUGGCCGUGUCCCUGAGCGGGGCUGUGGCCCCUCUGCCCCACUGCAUCUUACCUCUCGGGGGUUGUUUUCAGGGAUUCUUCAAGGCAGCGGAUUCAAAUCUUGCCACAGUCGAGAAAUUGACAAAAAGCUUCCAUGCUGUACAUGGUUCUCUUUCUCUCUCUUUUUUACUUUUAAAGAGAAAAACCCAGAAAGAUGCAUCAGAUUUGUGUAAAUGAGAGUAUGCCAAGAGGGGCCAGUUUUGCUUUAUGACCUUAUGAAGGAAAAUUUGUGACCCUACAUAUAUGUACACACACACACACAUCCCGAGCCAGCGACGGGACUUUGUUUAUAUUGCAAAUAAAUAUUAUUUUUUCUUUAAAAUGAA
Molecule: messenger RNA, 3758 nt
Organism: Myotis myotis
Lineage: Eukaryota; Metazoa; Chordata; Mammalia; Chiroptera; Vespertilionidae
Gene: DUSP7
Product: dual specificity phosphatase 7
Exons: 3
Coding region: 880-2121 (413 amino acids)
Biological process (GO): negative regulation of MAPK cascade; protein dephosphorylation
Cellular component (GO): cytosol; cytoplasm
Molecular function (GO): MAP kinase tyrosine/serine/threonine phosphatase activity; protein tyrosine/threonine phosphatase activity
Source: RefSeq, a predicted model, not a curated record